This is a messenger RNA of Phalaenopsis equestris, 1043 nucleotides long. Its product is annotated as allene oxide cyclase, chloroplastic. The record is from RefSeq and is a predicted model, not a curated record. NCBI's taxonomy places the organism in Eukaryota, Viridiplantae, Streptophyta, Magnoliopsida, Asparagales, Orchidaceae. The coding region runs from base 157 to 924 and encodes 255 amino acids. Gene Ontology annotation, biological process: jasmonic acid biosynthetic process. Gene Ontology annotation, molecular function: allene-oxide cyclase activity. The transcript has 3 exons.
AAUCACCCAUGCUUUCGGACUUAAUAUUUUUUCCUUCUUAUUAGCCAUCCAUCCUUCGUCCUUUUAAGCCGCCUGUUCCUCUCCCCGUCUUCAUCACCCCAUUACUUUCCUUUUCACUUCUCUCCACUCAAUCAUCAUCAUCAUCAUCAUCAAACCAUGGCAACCUCCGCCUUUUCACUCAAGUUCAGAGCCGCCGCCUCCUCCUCAACCUCUCCACUAGCCUCAGGCUCCAACCGCCGUCUGUCAGAAACAAGAAGUCGUCCGACACUCUGUCUCCAACGCUGUAGAUCUCCAACCGACCUCAAACUGCAUAGUUUGUUUUCCCCUGCACCGAUCCGCAGGAUCAGGCCAAUCUCCGCCUCCCUAUUCUCCAAGCAAACUCCACCCGGCUCCUCCCGGCAGAGCGAUGUCCAGGAGCUACAUGUGUACGAGAUCAACGAAAGAGACCGCGGAAGCCCUGUCUAUCUCCGCUUAAGCCAGAAGGAAGUCAAUUCCCUAGGCGAUCUCGUCCCCUUCAGCAACAAGUUGUACAGCGGGAAUCUGGACAAGAGGCUUGGCAUAACAGCCGGGUUAACUGUUCUGAUCCAAAACGUGCCCGAGAAAGGGGAUAGGUAUGAGGCGAUCUACAGCUUCUAUUUCGGAGAAUACGGGCAUAUCUCGGUUCAGGGUUCUUAUCUAACCUACGAGGACACUUACCUGGCGGUGACCGGCGGCUCCGGCGUCUUCGCCGGAGUUUCUGGCCAGGUCUUGCUUCACCAAAUCGUUUUCCCUUUCAAGCUCUACUAUACCUUCUAUCUGCAGGGCAUUCCAGAUCUCCCCGAGGAGCUCAUCUGCACGCCUGUGAAGCCCUCUGUGACGGCAGAGCCGAGCCUGGCUGCACAGGCGGCUGAACCCCACGCUGCACUAAAACAAUUCACGGAUUAAUUAAUUGAUCUUUGUCGUUUGUACUAGGUCUUCAUCAGUGUUGUUCCCAGCUUGCAAUGCAUUAGGAAUGGUCUUGUUAUCUUAUUAUCUUAAUGGCUGUUCUCCAUAUUGUUUUUUAA